ACCUGACUCGGCUGCGGGCUGAGGAGACACAAGGGAAGCGGCCGUCGCGGGAGCCAGAUCCUCGCCCUGGGACCCCCGCGCCAUGCCGUCCGAGAAGACCUUCAAGCAGCGCCGGAGCUUCGAACAAAGAGUGGAAGAUGUCCGCCUGAUCCGCGAACAGCACCCCACCAAAAUCCCGGUGAUAAUAGAACGAUACAAGGGUGAGAAGCAGCUGCCCGUCCUGGACAAAACCAAGUUCCUUGUACCUGAUCACGUGAACAUGAGCGAGCUCAUCAAGAUAAUUAGGCGCUUACAGCUCAAUGCCAAUCAAGCCUUCUUCCUCCUGGUGAACGGGCACAGCAUGGUGAGCGUGUCCACGCCCAUCUCUGAAGUGUACGAGAGUGAGAAAGAUGAAGAUGGCUUCCUGUACAUGGUGUAUGCCUCCCAGGAGACAUUCGGGACAGCCCUGGCUGUGUAAGACGAGAACAAUGCGUAUUGUUUGUUAAGCCCUUACCAAGGAAAAAAGGGACGUCACCAGCAGAAGCUGGUCAGCUCACCACUCACAGAUCAGAACGUAGGCGCCCACCUAGGGUGUUAGGAACUGUUUAUCAGCCAGAAACUGAGCUCCAUGCAAGCGCAUUCAGCUUGGAAACUCAUCUAAACUAGGCUAUCUUGUGUUCAAACUUUAGAAGUUUAAAAAUAAAAUACUUUGCAUCCUAAGUUGCCAAUAAAAAGACCAAGUUAUUUUGACAUUUUUCUCCCCAGUAGGGACUUAAAAUGGAACAGCAGCAACAGGGGCAGUCUCUUCCUGGGACCUGUUGUCUUCUCUAAAAGGGCUUGAAACUCAGUAGAGAAGUCUCCCUAAACAGUCCCUUGGCACAGGUUGCCUAGUGGAGGUCCCCAGGGGCCUCUGGCUUUACCCAAACAGGUCAGAUAUAUAGGAUAUGACUCCAAAGAACCUGGUCCUGCCCCCCCAGCUGCACCGCCAUGUUCACUCUCAGCAGCACAGGCAAGCUCACUCGCUGCUGUGCAGCUGUUGCCACAGACACGAGGCCAGUUCCAGCCUUGGUCAGGGUCGACUGGUCCAGCUUAAGAGACUGCAGAGCAAAGUGUUUUUUGUUUGUUUUUCUCCUGGUUUGGAUUUUGUCUGGUCCAUGCCUGCACGGAGGAGCGGGGAGGUGUGCAGUGCCGGUGCCGGCCUUGGGUGCAGCUAGCAAAUGGUAGGCUGGACUUGGAAGUUCAACUGCCUCUGCACUUGCCUCGCAGCUACAGCUGUUUGCUAGUGUAUCGCUCAAAGGCUGGUUGUCAGGCAGCUGUCGGGGUUUUUCCACUUCAUGUCAGAACACGUCAGCUGUGAAGACAGCAGCAUCAGGAGACACGUGGUCUUGGAGGACAUCUAUGGCCAGUUCCAACUAAAGCAAGUCACUGCUUCCUGCAUGUGGUCCACUGGGACAUUCAGACCACCCUGCUCACUCAUUUGUCUGAGAAUCUGAGUGAGAGAGCUGCCUGCUGUCAUGGAGGGAAGCCCAUCUAGCCACCUUCCAGCCUCGCUCCUUACAGGCACCCCCACCCCUCCCUGCAUGCAGCUGUCCAAUUGCUAACUCUCCGUUAUUUUACGUUGUGUAAAGCCUCACUGCCCUUGUCCUGUGCAGGUUGUGUGUUAUUAUAUCCCUGGUUUUUAUAACUAUGGUGCGAUCAAUAAGGAUUCCUGUAAUACUGCUUUAAAAAAUGCUGCUCAGAGGGUGGCUUCAUUUAUAGGACGCCUGUACACUUUGAUGCACUAAGUGAAUAAAGGCACAACUGAAACUCAA
This is a messenger RNA of Psammomys obesus (fat sand rat), 1790 nucleotides long. RefSeq names its product microtubule associated protein 1 light chain 3 beta (gene Map1lc3b). The coding region runs from base 83 to 457 and encodes 124 amino acids. The record is from RefSeq and is a predicted model, not a curated record. Gene Ontology annotation, molecular function: ubiquitin protein ligase binding. Gene Ontology annotation, cellular component: autophagosome membrane; cytosol; autophagosome. The transcript is spliced from 4 exons. Lineage: Eukaryota; Metazoa; Chordata; Mammalia; Rodentia; Muridae. Gene Ontology annotation, biological process: cellular response to nitrogen starvation; autophagy of mitochondrion; macroautophagy.